UUAUCAAAGCAUACUCUUGUUAAAUAUGUACAUGUAAUAUCAAACCGUUUUUGCAUCUCAAUCUUUUGCGUUGCAGACAACCGAGUUUCGAUUUGCUAGCUCAAACAAGAUUUAUUUGUGGUCAAGUUAUAAAUUCCUGAACUUUGAAGCAAUAUUUUGGUUGGAAAUACAAGAUUUCAAGGCUAUUACAGUAAUCGUCUGAUCCUGAAAAGGUGAACAUGAAGCCACAGCAAGCUAGAUUAGCAAAGAAACUUGAAAAUAAACCGAUAUGGCGGAGAUAUAUAAGUUAUAUCAAUUUUCCUAAGCUAGGCCAAUACGUUGGCCUCUCACUUGGUAUUUGGUUUGCAGGCAAAUAUAAUUUCAGUUCUGCAUGGAUUGCCAUGGGGCUUCUGGUAUUUGUCUGGUGGGAUUUUGAAAACAGGGAGAAGAGGCUCCGACGUAAACGUAUUCAGAAAUCAGUCAAUGUUGCUGGUGUAAAGAUGGAAAACCUUCCUUCUUGGGUGUUUGUUGAAAGUUCAGAACGUGUUGUUUGGAUGAAUAACAUGAUCCAUCAUAUGUGGCCGUACAUUGGUGCAAUGGUUAAAAAGAUCUUAAAGGAAAAUGUAGAACCUGCCAUGCAGGCAAGCUUACCCUCAUCACUGAGUAGCCUUACCUUUGAGACAAUCUCUUUUGGUCAAGUUGCUCCAAAAAUCACUGGUAUCAACAGCUACGCCCCUGAAGAUGCUCCAGAUGAAUUCAUUCUUGAUCUAGAUCUUCUCUAUGAAGGUGAUGCAAAAAUUAAGCUCUGUGUAAAAUCUGUUAACAUGGGUGUAUCAGACAUCCAACUCCGUGGAGUGUUGCGAGUGAUUUUCAAGCCAUUUGUUGGAGAACCAAAUCCUAUUGGUGGUCUCACAGUCUUCUUCCUAAAUCGACCAAAAAUCAAGUUUGAUCUGAUCAACCUUCUGAACGUUCUUGAUAUUCCUGGAUUGAAAAGCAAACUCCGAAGUGUUGCCGAAGAUGUCAUCUGCUCAAUCAUGGUUCUUCCCAAUCGUAUUGUUGUUCCAAUGUCACCGGAACUGGUUGCUGACGAUAGCGACCUACGUUACCCAAUACCUGAAGGUGUUGUCCGAAUGAACUUAAUUGAAGCAAAAGAGUUGGUAAAAAUGGAUUCCGCAUUAAAAGGAGGUGCUGCAGAUCCUUAUAUUAUCUUAGAAGUUGGUGCUCAGAAAUUUCGUACAAAAACCUGUAAGAACACACUUAAACCUGUUUGGAAUGAAGUCUAUGAAGCAUAUGUUGAUAAUGACGAAGGCCAGGAAAUUACAAUGGAGAUGUUUGAUGAAGAGAAGACAUCAAAAGAUUGCAAAAUGGGGACACUUGAAGUUGAUAUAACCUCCGUAGCACAGCAUGGUAGCAGAGAUCUGUGGUUACCUUUGGAUGGUGUGAAAAGCGGCGUGGUCCACCUUAACCUGACUUGGUGUAAGCUAAGUUCCAAAGCUGCCGACCUCAAGCCAGUUGGCUCAUCUCUGUCAAGUGCACUCCUGAUGGUAAAGAUAAAACAAGGGAAGAACCUACCCAAUCCCUUGAAAUCCAAAGAUAUCCCUGCAGUGUUCUGUAAAGUUACCAUUGAAGACAUGGAAAAAGAAACCUACCAUGUUGGCCCGAAUGCAGAGACGCAAAACAUCGACUGGAAACAAGCUCUAAGGUUUCUUGUAAAGAAUCACACAAAAGCCUCAAUCAAGAUAGAAGUUAUUGAAAGCAAAGGGACAAAGAAGAUUGGUUCAGUACUUGUUCCUGUGAUGACAGUAGCUGAAGCAAAUGAUAUGGUUCUGGAGAAGGAAUUCAACCUCACUGACUCCGGUGGUAAAGGAAGUCUUGCAUGCAAGUUCACCUUACGUGCAUUGGUCCCUGGUGCAAAAGAGAUUUCAGGCGGUGUGAGAAAGCGUACUGUAAAGUAUUCUGAGCGCUCAUCUGUCUCAGAUGUUCCCUCUCCUACAACUCCCAAGGUGAUGGUCAAUGAUUCUAUGGAAGAGAUGUCACCAUUUGAGGAAGAUCGUCUGUCAACCAGCUCAUCUCCCAGAGGAAGUAUGUAUGACAUCAGCAGUGGUGGUGGAUCUAGAGACAACCUUGCUAACUACGGCAAGCUUGAGUUAUCUCUGAGCUACAGUCAUGUACGAAAUUGCUUGGAAAUAACAGUGAUCGCUGCACAUGAUCUUCCUGCCAGAGAAUCAAAAGGAAAGACCAGUCCCUAUGUCAGAAUGUAUCUAUUACCAGAUCGUUCUAAGAAGUCCCGCCGUGAGACCGCGCCCAAGGAGGGCACCCUUAACCCUGUGUAUGGAGAGAAGUUUGAGUAUAUUACCUCGUUGCAAGAGCUGAGAGAUUGCACCCUCGAUGUCGCUGUCAAGAAUCACAAGUCCAAAUUCACGUCUCGUCGCAAACGUAAUUUCAUUGGGCAAGUCAGGAUCUCGUUGUCAUCCCUUGAUCUGUCAAAAGAGCAGAAGAUAAUAUACACUUUGGUCAAGUGGACCCCACGGUGAAGAUCCACACUUGAACUUGACUACACCGAACACGACAUCGUUAACUUCAGUUUAGAUAUUUAGGCUAGAAUAUUUUUCAUUAAACAAUUCAUAAGAACGUUUGAUAGUUUAGCAUAAAACAUGUAGACUGACUCUUCUCUUCAUAAGAACGUUUGAUAGUUUACCAUAAAACAUGUAGACUGACUCUUCUCUUCAUUGCUGUAUUCUUGUAUUACCUACUAUUAGUGAUAAUAAAAUUUA
Molecule: messenger RNA, 2753 nt
Organism: Dendronephthya gigantea
Lineage: Eukaryota; Metazoa; Cnidaria; Anthozoa; Malacalcyonacea; Nephtheidae
Product: extended synaptotagmin-3-like
Exons: 3
Coding region: 219-2513 (764 amino acids)
Molecular function (GO): lipid binding
Source: RefSeq, a predicted model, not a curated record